AUGUCUGCUAAUCAUCUCCCAAGGCUUUCCCAGCUCAUUCACAUGGCUACCCCUGACCUGGUUGAAGUGGAGAAGGCCAUGCUGAGGGAGCAGUUUGUCACUGCUUCUACAGCUUUGGUCACUGAGGCUAGGUGCCUCCUGGAUGACAAGGAGGAACUGUGGGAGGAAAAGGUGUUGUGGAUGCACUGGUGGGAGAAGAGAACAGGUGAGGGCUAUCCCAUUGUUGAACAUGGUCAGGCACUGGGGGUCAACAUGAGGAUCAAUGCAGUGGAUGGGCCAAUCAUGGCAGAGGCUGAUGAGGCCUACAAGAGGUGGGCUACAGAGGAGGUUGCCAUGGCAGUGCAUGGAGGGGUUGACAAGGAUGUGCAAAUGGGAGGGGAGGCCAUGCAGGAGGUUGGACCUGUACAAAAGUGGUCUUGGCAGAUGGUCAUGGAGAGCAAGGAUGAGGCUGAGACACCCAAGGUCAUGGUUCUGCUGGGGUCCAUCCAUCACAAGGAGCCUUGCAUGAGGGCUGUGAGAAAUCCACAACAGCUGGAAGGAAGGCAAAGGUGGGUGCUUUGGUUGGUCUGGGGCCAACAGCUUGUAGUGCAGACCUUGAGGGCUCCCAAGGCUGGCUCAUCCAAGAAGGUGGCCAAUGAUGAUGACAAUGACAAUGUUGAAGUGGUUGAAAGCCACUCACACAUAAAGGGAAAGGCCCCAGUGCAUGGUGGGCUCAACAGCAAGGUCACAGCAGACCUGUUGCAGGCUGAGGCUGCAGAGUCACAGGACAUAUACCUGUGCCUUCAAGUUCACAUUGACCAGCUUGCAGAGGUGCUGGAGAAAAUAGGGGUUGAAUAA
Molecule: messenger RNA, 837 nt
Organism: Pisolithus orientalis
Lineage: Eukaryota; Fungi; Basidiomycota; Agaricomycetes; Boletales; Pisolithaceae
Exons: 5
Coding region: 1-837 (278 amino acids)
Source: RefSeq, a predicted model, not a curated record